AUUCUUUUUAAGCACAUAAUUUAAAUGAAAGGUUAUUUGUUACUGUGUCAAGAGUGAAGCAACUGUAACAGAUAAAUCUGAUGAUUGAGUAUGAUACGAUUUUUAAAAGCAUUGAAAUUCUUAUCUGAUCAACAUUUAUAUGAAUGCAAUCAGAAUUAAAAAAUAAAAAAAAGACUUGGUUCAUUUCAUCAAUCAAAUUAUCAAUCAUAUUUGAUUAUUUUAGUACAAUUUCAAGUGAAACAGUAAACCAAUUAAAAACAAAAAUUCAUCCAAUUGUUGUGUAUCUAACAUAAUCUACUUAUAAUUGAUGAUAUACUACUUAUAUACAUGUAUUUAUUCAAGUUAUAAACAAUGAUUUGUAAAUAUGAUACAUUUAAACAAAAAAAAAAUAAUUUUCACAUUUAAAAAAAAAUAAUUUAACAAUAUAAAUAUUAAUCAAUAUUAAUUAAGAAUUAAGUUAAUGACAUUUAUUACUUAAUUACCUAAUUAAUUAAUUAAUUAAAUAAUUAAAUAAAUAAUUAGAUAAUCAAGAUUACAGAUAUGAAUGAUUUAUAUAAAUAAAUAAAAAAUAAACAAAACAAAUACAGAAAUUAUCAAUUAUUAUUAUUAUUAUUAUUAUUGAUCUGAUAAUUAUGAUCCUAUUUGUAUAUUGAUUUAAUUGAUCAAUCAAACAAAUCAGAUCAACAACAAAAAAUGAUUAUUAUUAUUAUUCUAUUCAUAAUUACAAAUUAUUGUAUAACAGCUCAAAAUAAUACAAAUAAUAAUAUGGCUGAUAAUUACAAUACUACUACUAUCAACAAUAGUACCGUUAUGAAUGUUAAUGCUACUAAUACUAUUAGUAAUAAUAAUUUAAGUACAGGUGGAUUAAUUGGAAUAAUCAUUGGUAUGGUUAUUAUCACUACAAUAACUAUUGUUAUCAUAUUUUGGUGUAUUCGACUACGUCAUUUAUACAUAAGUCAACGGCAUACCAAAAUGUAUGAUCCAGAUAUGUUUCAAAAUAGUCAAAUUAAAAAUGGUGGAUCAUUACAUUUCUCCAGUACAUCACAUCCACAAAUUAGUCCAUUUCAAAAUUCAUUAGCAUCUAGUAGUCAUUUUCAAAAAUACUCAAUGCCUAUAGGACAAACUAUUAGCCCGUAUAGUAAACAACGUCAAUUUUUCAAUUCAAAUUUAACUCAUAGUGGUGGAUUUAACAGUUCUACUACGGACAAUCCAUUGAAACAAUUACCUGGUCAAGUGAAUUCUGCAAUGAAUUUAUAUCCUGGCGAACGAUCAAGUUAUCCUAAUAACUCCAAUACUUCACAAUCUCCUGAUUGGACUGAUCAUCAUUACUUUAAUGAACAUCAUUUCAAUGGUCCAUCAUUAUUCGAUGCAACAACUUCCAAUUUUCAUUCUUAUCAUCAACCUACAACUGAUAUCAUGUUAACAGAGACAUCAACAACAUCACCAACAAUUAUUGAAUCACCAUGUUAUCCAGUUUAUGUUCAUCCAUUACAAUCUAACAUUAGUGAAUUUAGAUCUUCUUCUAGUGAAAACUUAUCAUCACGGCAACAUCAUCAUCAUCAUUCAAGAAUUAAAUCAAUUGCAUUUAUUACUCAUUUAAGUGCAUUUGGUUUAAAGAAUAAACGACGUCUAUCACAAUUAACAACCAAAAAAUUGCAUAAACUAAAAUCAAAUCCUACUAGUCCUAAUGAUGAUUAUAACAAUAAUCAUAAUUAUUAUAAUAAAUCUGGUCAAUUAAAUCCAUUACCAAUUACAGAAGUUUAUGAAUCAGAAAGUUAUCAUAAUCCAAAUAUUAUAUCAGAUAAUUUUAAUUUGAACACAAUAGAAUCAUUUGAUAAUGAUUACUUUUUAUAUAGUUUACAAACAGCUGUAUUCAAUGGUUUUGUUCCAUCAAAUCCAUUAAAUCAACAAUAUACAUAUCAUGAUUAUUAUAGAAUGACAGGUCAUCAGACAAUACCAACUACAACUGCAAUAACAACAAUACUUCAUGAAAAGUUCAACCAAUCAUCAUUUGGUGAAGAUUUAAGUUUAGGCAACAAUCAAUCAACAACACCAUCAACUGGAUAUUAUGCAUCGAAUAGAAGUUCUAGAGUAUUUUCACCUGAGUACAAUAUUAAUAGUAAUGAUAACAGUAAUCGUUUUAAAUUUCCCCCACCUGGUCCACCAGUUGCUGGUUGGGUUAACCAAUUUAUUAUCAGAACAAACACGCUUGAAAAUUCAUUGCCUUCAUUAUCUAAUGUGAAUACAAAAACAUCAUCAUCGUCACCAGUGACAAACAUAAUAUCGUUGAAUGAAAGGCGAACACAUCGGUUACAACAACAGCAACAGAAAAACACUUCUUUCUCUUCAUUAUUACAUAAUACACCUUCAAAUCAUUCACCAAUCACAGCGAUUGAUAUUAUUGGUUUAUCGGGUUCUAUUACUAUACCAAAUAGAUCUAUUUCAUCUGUACCACCAUCUCCACAACACAUUCCAAUUGAUUUGAUUCAUUCUUCUCGUCCAUUGGGUUUAACUUCGUCAAGUGUAAUUCCAAGAAGAAAUUAUUCAGUUACAAAAUAUCCUAAACAUGAAUUACCAAUCAUAGGAAAGAAAAUAAUCCCUAAUGAAAGUGAUAAGUUACCAAUAUUAACUAAACUUGAAUUCCCAAAUGAUUCAUUUAUUAUUUAUAAAAAUAAUUUAAUAAAACCUGAUAGUAAUGUAUUGUUGGAUAAUUCAAAAGAUAAUAAUCAUACUACUGAUAAAGAGAAUAAUAUUACUCAACAAUUUCUUGGUUCAUUAAAUUCAUCUGAAACUCAACAAAGUGAUAGUGGUUAUAAUGAUUCACCAAUUAUUCCUGAUCAAAAGUUAUUUCUAUUAUCUUCAUCAUCUUCUGUAAUUCAUUCAAUUGAUUUACAAUCACCAACAAAUUUAUCACCAUCAUUUCAACAUGAUGUACCGAUGAAUUUAUUAAAUGAUCCUAUAAAUAAUUCACCUGAAAAUAUUUCAGUCACUUCGACUGUAACAACUAUAUCAACAAUAAAUUCAAUCUUUUCUGAUACUGUUGAAAUGAUCAAUCAAUAUUCAAAUGUAGAUAAUAGUAGCAAUAAUAAUAAUAAUAAUAAUAAUAAUAAUAAUAAUAAUAAUAAUAAAGGUAAUCAAUAUGUUUAUUGUAAAUUAGAACUUCCUUUAUCUGUCACACAGUCUACACCUGUAUCGUUGUCUCCAGAAACAGCAACACUGCCAUUAUCAUCAAAAAGAUCAUCGACUAGUUCACAAAGUACUGAACCAAGUUCUGCAAAUAGUACUACUGUUAUAUUACGUGAAAAUUUAGAUAUAAAUCGAAAAUUAUCCUAUCCAACUAUGAAUAAAUUCAAUAAUACUAAUCGUAGUCAAACUAUUUUUCGUUCACCAAGUGAUCCAGAUAUAUUUUUUUCAUUUUGUGAAGAACCAAUAAUAAAUAAAUCAACAUUUACACAGUCAUUUACUUCUUCACAUUUACCUAAUGAUGAUCAUCCUCAACAUCAACAUCAUCAUCAUCACCAUUCUGGUAUUCCAUUAUCCCGUACAAAUUUUACAUCAAAUAAUAUGAUGAAAUUAAUGAUGAUGAGUAGUACAUUAUCGGAUUCAUUUAAAUAUCAUUUAACAAGACAAAAAUCAGAAAGUCAAUUACUUACAGAUCGUCAUGAUUCAUCAUUUGAUGAAAUUUCAUGGGAUUUACAACCAACUCCUUUAUAUUAAAACUAAGAUGAUAAUAAUAUUCAAUAUUAUAUCUGAAUUGAAUACAUUGAACAUACUUAUUAUCAUGAUCUUAAAGGAACUUGUAUUUAUCAUCUAAGAAGAAAAAGGAUCAUGUAUAUAUGAAUAUUGCAGUAAAGAAACAUAAUGGUGAUUAUGUAUACAAAGGUGGAAAGAGAAGGCAUUGCAUUGUCAUUAUUGUGAUAUAUACCUAGAUAUAUAUAUUUAUAUGAAUAUUUUCUCUCUACAUUCAUUCUUUCAUUAUGUAAGUAAUUUGUUUGUUUCAAGUUGUUUAUUUAUGUUGUUGUUAUUAUUAUUGUUAUUAGAAAGUAUUUCAUAUUCCAUAUUGUUAAAUCACUUCAUACGAAUAUUCGUCAAGAUUAAAGCGAAUGGCUUCAAAUAAAAUUGGGCGCCAAGUAAACAGAAGUCAUUAUAUAUGUGAAUAAUUAUAUUUGACAAACAAUUUCGACGACUGAAAUUUCAAUAAUUCUGAUGUUUUGUCUAUCUAACUUGUUUGGGCUUCUUCAGGGGGGAUAAUCAAAAUCAUCAAAGAAAUAUAUGAUUGAUGAUUUUGAUUAUCACCUUGAAGAAUUUCAGACAAGUUAGAUGGACGAAACAUUGGAGUUAUUUAAAUUUCAAUCGUUGAGAUAAUUUCAUAUGUGUAGAAUACUUUUACUCUUACAUUAAUAUAAAAAGAGUAAUGUGUCUUUAUUCAAGUUACUACAUCAUUAAUUCAUUAUGUGUUGUUAUCUUUGUGCAGUUUUUUUCUUCUUUUUUUUUCAUUUAACCUCUUCCAAUAUUAUUUCACCGGUGCUAUUGCACUCUCUAAUAUGACUAGAAAGAAAGAAAACAAUAAUCUUAAUUAUAUUUCAUUAUUAUUUAAUUACCAUGACAAUAAAUAAUAUUGAUUUAUGUCAAUAUUCUAUUCAUUGUAUUACUUAUUUAAAUGAAGAUUUGUUUACUUUUAAUUUUCUUUAUUUUAUACUAAGAGAUGAUCAACAUGCCCAUUGUUUAUGUCUAAUUUUGUAUUUUGUGUGUGUGUGCGUGAGUAUUUAUGUGGGGACAUGCGUUCGUACGUACGUAAAUCCGUGCGUGCGUGUGUGUGUGUUAUUUAAGUACUAAAUAAACUUAAUAUCCUAAUUUUAUUCCAUCAUGUGAACAGAAGUUCUUCCUUUAGUAUUCAUACCAGCAUAAUGUCUUGCUUUUUUCUCGCCUUUUAUUUGUUUAUAAUCUAAACUCAUAUCUUGGUGAUGAUGACGACAACAACAAUAACAACGACAGCAUCAUUAUCCUCACCGACAUCAUACUCUUUUUCACAUGGCUACAUUUCUUCAUGAGUUUUUGUUUCUCUUUUUUUUCAUCAAUCAUUCAAUAUAUUCGAAAUGAAAUAUAAAAAAGAAAUGAACGAACUUUUUGAUAUAUCCUCUUUUGUUCAGCAUUUUUUCUAUCAUUAUUACUACUGUUGUUGUUGUUGUUUUACUUUUCUAUUUCUUCACAUCAUUUUGUUUACUGCUGUAUGUUAUUUUUUUGUUUAGAAAAUAUUAAACCCUUCCAUU
Molecule: messenger RNA, 5270 nt
Organism: Schistosoma rodhaini
Lineage: Eukaryota; Metazoa; Platyhelminthes; Trematoda; Strigeidida; Schistosomatidae
Source: the annotation of a GenBank genome assembly